GUGGCGUGUUGCGGUGACUGGAAACAGAGUCGGAGUGAGACCUCCUGCUCCCGGUCCUCUGACGGUGAAACGGAAGACAUUUUGAGCUGCCUCGGUCGCUCCGGUUCGUUAUUUGAGUGUCGGCCUGAAGUCAGGGCUGACGUGCUGGAGAGACAGUCUCCAGACUGAGCUGCAGACGGUGAAAAAACGAUUUAAGGAAACAGUUAGUUUGAAGUUUAACCGGCGUUUGUGCAGCACAGCUAGCUAGUUAGCGCCCUCAAGCCAGCCACAAAAGCUAGCGAAGUCCUAGAUGCUAGUUAGUUAGCGUCACCUAGCUGGCCUGCCCUCCUCCUCCUCCUCCACCUCCUCCUCCUCCUCGACAGCCGGUCCCUUCACGCAGACACAAUGGCUUUAAAACGAAUUUCCAAGGAGCUCACCGAUCUGUCCCGAGACCCCCCGGCUCAGUGCUCCGCCGGGCCUGUCGGCGAAGACAUGUUUCAUUGGCAAGCUACUAUUAUGGGGCCUCCUGACAGUCCCUAUCAGGGCGGAGUAUUCUUCCUGACUAUUCAUUUCCCCACAGAUUAUCCCUUCAAACCACCCAAGGUCGCCUUCACAACAAGAAUUUAUCACCCAAAUAUUAACAGUAACGGCAGCAUCUGCUUGGAUAUAUUGAGGUCACAGUGGUCUCCAGCAUUAACUAUCUCUAAAGUCCUUUUGUCCAUUUGUUCUCUGUUAUGUGACCCGAACCCCGACGACCCGCUAGUGCCAGAGAUCGCCCGCAUCUACAAAACAGACCCCAGUAGGUACAACAAGACAGCUCAGGACUGGACUCAGAAAUACGCCAUGUGACCCCCUUCUCACUGCUGGAACAAACUGUUUUUCUCAUGAGGCCACGCCCCCCUCCCCCUCUCAGCGGCCAAUAACAGCAAUUUGUUCACGUUUCCUUUUUGUCCCCUUCCUCGACUUUAAAUGCUUUUAAAUCCUUGAUUUGCCCUUUUUCUCUGCUUCCUAAAAAAAGAAAUAAACCGAGUGAAGAAGGGCUGCGGACUCUGAGCUGUGAAUGUGCCAACUGCGAAACUAAACCACAAACCAGAGUGGACUGAAGAGAACUGUUACAAUAAAUAAGAAUAUCAAUAAGAUAAUUUAAUGCAUGUCAGUGAUUGGUUCACGUGCUGCUGAGAUUUGUCCACUUUUUAAAAAAAAAAAAAAAGAAAAAGAAACGACAGCUUUUUGGUUUUAUUCUGUUGUUGUUGUUUUUUGUUCCCGAGGUUUUGUUUUUAGACGAGAGCCGUUAGUUCAUCCAUCAUCCUCAACACUGUUCUCUUUUUGCACUGAAGACGAAACUCGAAGCUCUCAAUGGCUGAUUGAUCAACUAAUAGCUCUGUGAUGUUUUUUGUUUCUCAAUAAAGUUGAACAAAUUGCA
Molecule: messenger RNA, 1402 nt
Organism: Siniperca chuatsi (mandarin fish)
Lineage: Eukaryota; Metazoa; Chordata; Actinopteri; Centrarchiformes; Sinipercidae
Product: ubiquitin-conjugating enzyme E2 2-like
Exons: 7
Coding region: 385-828 (147 amino acids)
Biological process (GO): ubiquitin-dependent protein catabolic process; protein polyubiquitination
Cellular component (GO): nucleus
Molecular function (GO): ubiquitin conjugating enzyme activity
Source: RefSeq, a predicted model, not a curated record